This is a messenger RNA of Herpailurus yagouaroundi (jaguarundi), 4566 nucleotides long. RefSeq names its product adaptor related protein complex 3 subunit delta 1 (gene AP3D1). Gene Ontology annotation, cellular component: membrane coat; presynaptic endosome; endosome membrane. The record is from RefSeq and is a predicted model, not a curated record. Gene Ontology annotation, biological process: protein targeting to vacuole; neurotransmitter receptor transport, postsynaptic endosome to lysosome; synaptic vesicle membrane organization. The coding region runs from base 46 to 3708 and encodes 1220 amino acids. Lineage: Eukaryota; Metazoa; Chordata; Mammalia; Carnivora; Felidae. The transcript has 32 exons.
CUGCCGCGGGCCUCCCGGGGCUCGAGCCCGGCGGCGUCCGCCGCGAUGGCCCUCAAGAUGGUCAAGGGCAGCAUCGACCGCAUGUUCGACAAGAACCUGCAGGACCUGGUGCGCGGCAUCCGCAACCACAAAGAGGACGAGGCAAAGUAUAUCUCUCAGUGCAUUGAUGAAAUCAAGCAAGAGCUGAAGCAAGACAACAUCGCAGUAAAAGCCAACGCGGUCUGCAAGCUGACCUACUUACAAAUGUUGGGCUAUGACAUCAGCUGGGCUGCCUUCAACAUCAUAGAAGUGAUGAGCGCCUCCAAGUUCACGUUCAAGCGGAUCGGCUACCUCGCUGCUUCCCAGUGCUUUCACGAGGGGACCGAUGUCAUCAUGCUGACGACGAACCAGAUCCGCAAGGACCUGAGCAGCCCCAGCCAGUACGACACUGGCGUUGCACUGACUGGCCUGUCCUGUUUUGUUACCCCAGAUCUUGCCAGAGACUUGGCCAACGACAUCAUGACACUGAUGUCGCACACCAAGCCGUACAUUCGGAAGAAGGCUGUCCUGAUCAUGUACAAGGUGUUCCUGAAGUACCCUGAGUCCCUACGCCCCGCGUUCCCCCGCCUGAAGGAGAAGCUGGAGGACCCCGAUCCCGGGGUCCAGUCGGCCGCAGUCAACGUCAUCUGUGAACUGGCCAGGCGUAACCCCAAAAACUACCUUUCCCUUGCCCCUCUGUUCUUCAAGCUGAUGACCUCCUCAACCAACAACUGGGUCCUCAUCAAGAUUAUCAAACUGUUUGGUGCUCUGACCCCCUUGGAGCCAAGGUUGGGCAAGAAGCUGAUCGAGCCUCUCACCAACCUGAUCCACAGCACAUCCGCCAUGUCUCUUCUGUACGAGUGCGUGAACACCGUCAUCGCAGUGCUCAUCUCUCUGUCCUCCGGCAUGCCGAACCACAGCGCCAGCAUCCAGCUCUGUGUCCAGAAAUUGAGGAUAUUGAUAGAAGACUCCGACCAGAACUUGAAAUACCUGGGCCUGCUGGCCAUGUCCAAGAUCCUCAGGACGCACCCCAAGUCCGUGCAGGCCCACAAGGACCUCGUCCUGCAGUGUCUGGACGACAAGGACGAGUCCAUCCGCCUGCGGGCCCUCGACCUCCUGUACGGAAUGGUGUCCAAGAAGAACCUGGUGGAGAUCGUCAAAAAGCUGAUGAGCCACGUGGACAAGGCCGAGGGCACGACCUACCGCGACGAGCUGCUCACCAAGAUCAUCGACAUCUGCAGCCAGUGCAACUACCAGCACAUCACCAACUUCCAGUGGUACAUCGGCGUCCUGGUGGAGCUGACCCGGCUGGAAGGCACCCGCCACGGCCACCUCAUCGCCGCGCAGAUGCUGGACGUGGCCAUCCGCGUGAAGGCCAUCCGCAAGUUCGCCGUGUCGCAGAUGUCCGCGCUGCUCGACAGCGCCCACCUGGUGGCCAGCAGCACCCAGCGCAACGGCAUCUGCGAGGUGCUCUACGCGGCCGCCUGGAUCUGCGGGGAGUUCUCCGAGCACCUGCAGGAGCCCCAGCAGACCCUCGAGGCCAUGCUGCGGCCUAAAGUCACUACCCUACCCGGCCACAUCCAGGCCGUGUACGUGCAGAACGUGGUCAAGCUCUACGCGUCCAUCCUGCAGCAGAAGGAGCAGGCGGCGGAGCCGGAGGCGGCCCAGGACGUCACCCAGCUCAUGGUGGAGCGGCUGCCCCAGUUUGUGCAGAGCGCGGACCUGGAGGUCCAGGAGCGGGCGUCCUGCGUCUUGCAGCUGGUCAAGCACAUCCAGAAGCUUCAGGCCAAGGACGUGCCGGUAGCAGAAGAAGUGAGUGCCCUCUUUGCUGGAGAGCUGAACCCAGUGGCUCCCAAGGCGCAGAAGAAGGUUCCAGUUCCUGAAGGCCUGGACCUGGACGCUUGGAUCAAUGAGCCGCCCUCGGACAGCGAGUCUGAGGACGAGAAGCCCAAGGCCAUCUUCCACGACGAGGAGCAGCGCCAUGCCAAGCAGCGGCAGCCGGAGGCAGAGGAGGAGGAGCUGGCCCGGCGUCGAGAAGCCCGGAAGCAGGAACAGGCUAACAACCCUUUCUACAUCAAAAGUUCCCCAUCUCCCCAAAAGCGGUACCAGGACAUGCCCGGAGUGGAACAUAUACCCGUGGUGCAGAUAGACCUCUCGGUGCCCCUGAAAGUGCCAGGGAUGCCCGUGUCGGACCAGUACGUGAAGCUGCAGGAGGAGAGGGAGCACCGGCAGAGGCUGGAGAAGGACAGGAGGCGGAGGAAGAAGAAGGACAAGGACAAGAGGGGCAAGCCGCGGCGCCACAGCUCGCUGCACACAGAGAGCGACGAGGACAUCGCCCCGGCGCAGCGGGUGGACAUCGUCACCGAGGAGAUGCCUGAGAACGCUCUCCCCAGCGACGAGGACGACAAAGACCCCAACGACCCUUACAGGGCCCUGGACGUCGACCUGGACAGGCCCCUGGCCGACAGCGAGAGGCUGCCCGUCCAGAAACACAGAAACGCCGAGGCUACCAAGUCCCUCGAAAAGGAGGACGUCCGUGUCGUGGAGAAGAAGGUCAAAAAGCCCAGGAAGAAAGAGAAGAAGCACAGAGAGAAAGAGCGAGAGAAGAAGGCGAAGAGGAAGGAGAAGGAGGAGAAGGAGGAGAAGGAGGGCGAGGACUUCGAUUUCUGGCUGUCCACCGCCCCGCUGCCCGCCACGGCCCCGGCCCCGGCCCUGGGAGAGCCUGGAGCGAACACCGUCACCGCUGCCCCUGAGGGAGGGGGCGAGGAGCCCAGGAGAGAAGAGCGAGGCGACGAGGACGAGGACGGAGACAACGAGCGGGACCCCGAGAAGAAGGCUUCGAAGCAUAAGAAGAAGAGGCACAAGAAGGAGAAGGAGGAGAGACCCAAGGACAAGAAGAAACCCGAGAAGAAGCAGCCUCCAGGUGAAGAGGCGGCAGAGCCCGUGGAGAACGGCGCGCUCGCUGACGAGCCUCUCCCGCCCAUGUCCAGCUACUGCCUCCUGGCCGAGAACUCCUACAUCAAGAUGACCUACGACAUCCAGGGCAGCCUGCAGAAGGACAGCCAGGUCACCGUGUCCAUCGUCCUGGAGAACCAGAGCAGCAGCUUCCUGAAGGGCAUGGAGUUCAACGUGCUGGACUCGCUCAACACCAGGCUGGCCCGGCCGGAGGGCUCCUCCGUCCACGACGGCGUCCCCGUGCCUUUCCAAUUGCCCCCAGGCAUCUCCAACGAGGCCCAGUUUGUAUUCACCAUUCAGAGUAUCGUCAUGGCCCAGAAGCUCAAGGGGACCCUGUCCUUCAUUGCCAAGAACGAUGAAGGGUCGACCCACGAGAAGCUGGACUUCAAGCUGCACUUCAGCUGUACCUCGUACUUGGUCACGACGCCCUGCUACAGUGACGCCUUUGCCAAGUUGCUGGAGUCUGGGGACCUGAGCAUGAGCUCAAUCAAAGUCGACGGCAUUAGUAUGUCCUUCCAGAACCUUCUAGCAAAGAUCUGUUUUCAUCAUCAUUUUUCCGUGGUGGAGAGAGUGGACUCCUGCGCCUCCAUGUACAGCCGCUCCAUCCAGGGCCACCACGUCUGCCUCCUGGUGAAGAAGGGGGAGAAGUCCGUGUCGGUGGACGGGAAGUGCAGCGACGCGACGCUGCUGAGCAACCUGCUGGCGGAGAUGAAAGCGACGCUGGCCGAGUGCUGAGCCCGGCCCCCUGCCCCCACCCCGGCCCCCGCUCGGGUCGCGAGGGGACACGCUGUGCUGACGCGUCUUGUCGGCGUUCCUACUCUGCCUCUUCCCAUCUCUUCAGCGAGGAGCCCCGAGGCUGCCCGAGGAGCCGGCCACGGCGCCCAGUGGACCGUGCGGGGUGGCGCGCCCUAAUCCCGCGAGGCCACCUGAGUGCCCCACGGCCCCCACACUCCCUGUCUGGGGGCGCCUGCUCACCCUCCUCCCUCGCGGCCGCGGGCCAGGACACCCGGUGGCCCCGGGGCCGUGCAGGCUGCUGUCGUGUUCCCCGCGUCCCACCCACGUGUUCAUGCGUUGCAACGGCUGCCACCCGGGGUGGGGUCUAGUCGGGAUCCCUGACGGAGUGGGGCCUGGACCUUGUUGGUUUACAUUGCUUUCCUGUCCAGUGAAAUGUGUCUCGGUCGGUGGUGUUUGGUGAGUGGUGGGGACUGUUUGGGAUCCCAGGUCCCUCCUGUCGCCGAACGCUCCCCAGGCUUUGUCCCACACCGUGCCCGCAGCUGCGGGGAAGGCCCGGUCCUGGGGGGGGCCCCGGCCCCUGGAAUGCACCUCACGGGGCGGGGCAAGGGGACCCCGGACCACCCCGUCAGAGAUGAUGGUCCUAAAUGACGUUAACUUCCUUUUGACGAACACUGUCACUUUAGCAUGUAGGGUAAUCUAUUACAGAAUCCUGUGCAGUGAUUCCAGAACCUCAGAACUGUAUGAUGUGUUCGAUAAGAAUUGAUUUGCUAUCGACAUUCCCAGAUAAAGGAGAGAGAGACAUAUCACGCUGCUGUAAUGAUUUUGUGUCGAGAUGAUCCAAUAAACUUGUAACACAGA